AUGUCGGACGAAUACCGGAGCUCCAUCUCCUCUCGUCCGGCCUUCAACCGGAACUCCACCACCACCAGCAAUACUUUUGCGCCUGGUUCUGGCAACCGUGUGGUCAAGAUCGUCACCGAGAUGUCGUCCAGCACCACUCAAUCUGGACUCUCGCCUUUUGGCCAGAAUGCCGCUUCGGCCAUUCGUGACUCCCGUGAGCGCGAGAAGAAAGAGAUGGCGGACCUCAACGAUCGUCUGGCCAGUUAUAUCGAGAAAGUCCGCUUCCUCGAGGCCCAAAACCGCAAGCUCCAAGGGGACCUCGAUCGCCUGCAGGGAAAAUGGGGCAAAGGAACCUCCUCAAUCAAGAUCAUGUUCGAAUCUGAGAUCACCUCAGCCCGCAAGGUCAUCGAGGAGACCGGAAGGACCAAGGGGGAUGUUGAACGCGAGAUCAACAAGCUCCAAACUGAGCUCAAUGAAUACCGCAGGAAAUACGAAGAGGCUGUCCGGGGACGCACUGAGGAUCGUCAGACCAUUGAUGAUCUCCUUGUCAAGCUGUCCAACAUUGAAGCCGAGAUUAACCUCCUCAAGCGCCGCAUCGCUCUUCUUGAGGAAGAACUGAAGUUCUUGAGGAAAGAGAACCUUCGUCUGCAAAGCGAGCUUCAGCGUGCCCGCACGGAUCUCGAUCAAGAGACCCUCAAUCGUAUCGACUACCAAAACCAAGUCACCACUCUCCUUGAGGAGAUCGAUUUCAUCAAGCGCUCCAAUGACCAGGAGAUCAAGGAUCUUCAGGCAAUGGCUGCUCGCGACACCACAAAUGAAAACCGCGAGUACUUCAAGAACGAAUUGGCCUCAGCUAUCCGCGAUAUUCGCAACGAAUACGAGCUGAUGAUGAACUCCAAUAAGAACGACAUGGAUUCGUGGUACAAGCUGAAGGUCCAGGAGAUCCAGACCCAAUCCGCUAGACAGAAUAUGGAGCAAGGACACGCCAAGGAAGAGGUGAAACGCCUCCGCGAGCAGCUCUCCGACCUUCGCGGCAAACUUGCCGAUCUUGAGGGCCGCAACGCCCUUCUGGAGAACCAGAUUAAGGAGCUCAACUACCAGCUCGAAGAUGACCAGCGCGCCUAUGAGGCCGCCCUCAACGACAAGGAUGCUCAGAUCAGGAAGAUGCGCGAGGAAUGCCAGGCGCUUAUGGUUGAGCUGCAGAUGUUGCUCGAUACCAAGCAGACUUUGGAUGCCGAAAUCGCCAUCUACCGUAAGAUGCUCGAAGGCGAGGAUGGAGGCCCGGGGCUGAAGCAGCUUGUCGAACAGGUCGUCAGGACCACCGGCAUCAAGGAGGACGCUGAUACUGAAACAAUGCGUGUGCUCAAGGGUGAGACCUCAUCUCGAACAUCGUACAGCCGUUCGGCAAAGGGCAAUGUGUCUAUCCAGGAAACAUCACCCGAAGGACGUUUUAUCGUGUUGGAAAACACGCACCGUGCCAAGGAUGAGGCUAUGGGUAGCUGGAAGUUGAAGAGGAAGAUUGAUGGCAAAAGGGAAAUUGUGUUUACGUUCCCCCAUGAUUACGUGCUGAAGGCCGGAAAGACUGUUAAGGUGUGGGCCCGUGGACAUGGCCACAGCUCCCCGCCCGAUCAGCUGAUCUUCGACGGUGACGAUACCUUCGGCGUUGGCUCAAACGUCCAAACCAUCCUCUACAACAAGGACGGCGAAGAGCGAGCCUCUCACAUCCAACGCCAAUCCCAAUCCAACAAU
Messenger RNA from Mesorhabditis spiculigera, 1728 nucleotides. The record is from the annotation of a GenBank genome assembly. NCBI's taxonomy places the organism in Eukaryota, Metazoa, Nematoda, Chromadorea, Rhabditida, Rhabditidae.